CUCGGGUGUUGGGGGUCGGUGAUGUGGGCGGCGGAAACAUAAAGUCGCCAAGUGAGGAACUUGGAUAGAAUGAAACAGAAAACUAUUCGCAUUAUCUACCUCUAGCAAUCCACCAGCAACCAUCUAUCAGUCUGCCCAAAUUAUAAGUUGCUACGUGCUUAAUAUUGCGAUAUCCAUCAUUGCGCAUCGCAACAUAAUCACAAUUCACAAUCCACAGAAAUGAACCACAGAAGCACAUCCGCCCACAAUGGCUCCGCCUCGGGCUGGAGACGGCUCAGCGUCGGCGUCAUAGGCGGGGGCAUCGGCGGCAUGUCGACGGCCAUCAGCUUGAGGAGGGCAGGCCACGACGUGACCGUGUACGAGCGCAACGAUUUUGCCGGCGAGGUUGGGGCAUCCGUUUCAUGCGCGGCAAACGGCACGCGCUGGCUGCACGAGUGGAAGGUCGACCUGGCCAAGGGCGAUGGCGUCAUCCUCAAGCGUCUCAUCAACCGCGACUGGAAGACCGGGGAGCCCGUCAGCGUCUACGAGCUCGACGACUACGAGGAGAAGUGGGGCUACGUCUAUUACAUGUUUCACAGGCAGUACAUGCACAGCAUGCUGAAAGACUGUGCGUUUGACGAGGCGGGUGAGGGCCCGGUGCCUGUGUUGAAGGUCAACCACGCCUGCAUCACCAUCAACACCGAAACCGGCACCAUCGCCUUCAGCAACGGCAAGACAGCCACGCAUGACCUCGUCAUCGGCGCCGACGGCAUCGGCUCAGUCGCGCGCCGCGCCAUCGGCCUGAACCCGGAGAAGAGGCCGUCCGACUCGAGCUGCCUGCACGCAAACGUCACCACCGAAGAGGCCAGGGCGCUGGGGCUGGUCGACUACUCCCUCGACGAGGCGCUCGAGUACUGGGGCGGCCAGGAGGGCAAGUGGGACAAGAUCGUGCUGUCGCCCUGCAACGGCGGCAACCUGCUGUCGUACUACUGCUUCUUCUCGCGGUCGGCCGGCGACUACACCUCCCAGACCUGGGGCGGCGAGGACAGGCCGGUCGAGGAGCUGCUGGCCCCGUAUCCGGAGCUGGACCAGCAGGUCAAGAGCCAUCUUGCCAUUGGCAAGGAGAUUCAGCCGUGGAGGCUUUGGGUGCACGAGCCCUACCCAUUUAUUACGAAGCGCACAGUAGCCCUGCUAGGGGACGCAGCCCAUCCCAUGAUGCCACAUCAAAGCCAAGGCGCCUGCAUGGCCAUCGAGGACGCCGCCGCACUGGGCAUCAUCUUCAGCAGGAAGCACUUCCGGGGAGACUUGAGCGAGUGCCUGGCCGUCUACGAGCAGGUCCGGCUUCCGCGUGCCACGCGAGUACAGGCUGCCGCCGCCAAGGCCGCAUCCAACAUCAACGAGAGGAUCGGAUUCUCGAGCAACACCAACACAGCCACGUACAAGGUCGAGGACGAGACGAAAAAGUUGACCAUUGAGGAAAUGAACGCAUAUGACAUGUACAAGGACAUUGAGGAAGUGUUUUCCAAGAGGAGGCAGACAGAGUUCGUACCACAGUUUAUCCGCGGUCUACCUGUGGGCUUGAAGCUUCCAAGCGGAAUAGUCAUUGGGGCCAGCGCCUGAGAAUUGUGCGCUUUUAGUUUUGUCUUGACUUGUAUACCUUUCAACAUAGUUUGGUCACUUUGAUUCCCGGGGUUUGGAGUUGGUUUGUGAGAUGCGUUUGCGUUGCUAGUAUAAUCAAACAUGUUAUUUGUCGAAAUACUAUGGCUGAAACCAGAAAGUAAAGAAUCAAAAGUUAUAUCCUG
Molecule: messenger RNA, 1781 nt
Organism: Pyricularia oryzae 70-15
Lineage: Eukaryota; Fungi; Ascomycota; Sordariomycetes; Magnaporthales; Pyriculariaceae
Product: salicylate hydroxylase
Exons: 6
Coding region: 220-1599 (459 amino acids)
Molecular function (GO): FAD binding; monooxygenase activity
Source: RefSeq, a predicted model, not a curated record